CCCGUAUCAGCGCUUCGCUGCCCAUUAUAAAUGCCCUCUCCCCUCCCCGCCCCCUUCUGCUAUCCACACAUCACCCGCCCUCCAUCCGCCAUGCAGCAGCCCACACUCACCAAUAUCCGCAUACGCUCCACCCGCGACGCCCUCCAGAUAUUCUACGCCGUCGCCCGCAACAUCCUCCCCAUGACCACCCGCAGGCUUGAUGCGGAGGAGCGCAGAGCCAUCACUUCGGGAUGCGUUUACAUUUGGGAAGAGCGCUGUGCGAACUCCGAGGCCACCGGCAUGGGCAUGGAACGAUGGACGGACGGCAUGGGCUGGGGACCGAGUCGUGUUCGAGACGAAUUUUUGUUCUACCACCAACGUGAAAAUGAAGUACAUGAAGACCCCAACAACCCCUCAGCGCGAUGGGCGAACAUGAUGAGACGAGAUACCCGCAGCAAUCUCCCCUUCUCCCGGCAGGACGCCGAACGUCUCAUCAAGCAGACAUACAGUGUGCACGUCUCCCUCCCGGAAGACCGACCUCGCGGCAUCACUCGCAAAUGGCACCUGACCGCAUAUUUCAGCCAGACGACCCUAGAUAGCCUCGGCACAAUAGAAUCCAUCCCCGGCGUCGGUGAUGUACAGGUUCCAGAAGGCUGGUUCAAGAGCGCACGCGCGAGCAAGAUCAACAAGCGCACCGACCCGAUGCCUGAGGACAUCGGUGCCGCCACACACGAGCCAUGGGGCGUUAACAUGUCUCCGGCUGGGACCCAUCCCUCCAUGCAACCCUAUGGACCUGACCUUCCGAAGUGGGCGAAUGCGUCGCCACAGCCCUCUCACGCUCCACACCCCUCGUCGGGCGCAUAUAUCUCCUCGCAGAACCCAUAUCCGACGCCUCGAAGCUCAUAUGAGUCCGUCGAGUACACAGCCCGACCGCUCUCUUCGCAUCAGCCUCAGAACCAGUACCCUCCUUCGACAGCGGCGACCCCCUCUUAUCCGCCCCCUCCACCAGGCCAGUUACCGACGCUCCAUGAUUCCGGCCUGGCCAUGUAUCGCGAUCCUUCUCCAUAUACCCAAUCCUCCUCCUCCUCUUCGGACCCUGGGACCUCUCCUCGGACGUUCUCGUCGCCACUCACCCCACCCUCGAAUGCCUCGCUGCCCCUCUCGAUCAAGAACGAGAAGAGCGCCGCUCCGAACGUACCGAAGCUGGUCCCACUUUCCUAUCUGCAAGGCCUGCAGUCGCAAGGGCGUCAGCCGCGGGACCCAAUGGACACCUUCUACCUACAGCGACUCUCGACGCAGGAGAUGAAGGAGUCCAAUCGCCAUUCAUGGGCGAGCUCUGUUUCGUACGACAGAUUCGGCGAGGACGAGGCGAAGCCGGCACUCGUCAGCUCGCGGUGGUGAUAAGACAGGUCGCAAUCUCAUGCCUGCCCAUUGCCUUCCGUGCUUCAAAAGGGGGUGUACAUUUCACCAUUCCAGUCUCCGGUUCCAUGAGUUUGUCUGGCCGUUGCAUGGGCUUCUCGGUGAUUGGCGUCCUCUCUGGACCUCAUGAUCAGCCUUGACCGUGGACGGCGAAGAUAGUCACGGCGCCAGGAGGCGAUCUGGGCCCAGGCCUCCAACGUGGAACCGGCAUCUUGAUCACGACAUCCAUCUGGACCUGCGUCAGUGCCAGCGUUCAUGUCCACGCCCUCCCCUCUACCCCGGGUCCGCUUCGCUUCGCUGUGUCAGUGCAGAUGGCGGCACGCUGCAGCGAUGUAUGCCCUCGUCACGUCCAUCAGACCAUUCAUCAUUCGCAGCCCCGCCUCUCGGCCGCGAGGCCACCCCAUCUCAAAUCCAUCUGGGUUCGCACCCACAUCCGCACUGCUUCUUGGGCAUCCCUGGCGUCUCUUUUGAUGUCGAUGGCGUCGUUCGAUGAUGCCCGCCCGCUCUGUUGGAGAUCCAGACAUCCGUAUGGACACAGGGACGUGUAGUUGUUGACCGUGUCAUCGCCCCCUCGCGUACCGGCUUUUUCCCCCAUCAGCUCGUCUUGCAUCAUGACGCAUGCCCGUACGCCCCUUCACGCCCCGAUUGUACGACCUCGUUGAAGAUAUACAAACGACGUUCCGCUCCGGACUAUACCCCAAAACAAUCAUUGAUUCCCACUCAUCUUGCGUUCUGUGGUCCGUGUUCCGUACUCCAUGUCGCCUCGUGUUAUUCGGUUCUUGUUGUGCUUUGAUCUCUUGUGGUUCUAAUUGUCUCAGUGUGUCUCUGCUUCUCUCGCAUCGCAUCGACCGCCCAUUCCACACGCAUACAACCACUGUCUACGGGGAGCCGUCUAUUUCCAGGGCUCUGUUCUCGUCGCAAUCUCUCCAUACUAUCAGUCCGCAGACCGCUGCUUCCCGCUAUCAAUAUGGAUGCCCUCUCCCUUGCUGAGCAACGUUUCCUGCGCUAUCCGGAUAUCGUAUGUAAUAUAGACCCUGUACGCCUACAAUACCUCGCCCAUCUCCUACGAAGCACUGCGCUUGGGCAUGUAUUCC
Messenger RNA from Dichomitus squalens LYAD-421 SS1, 2492 nucleotides. RefSeq lists its product as uncharacterized. Lineage: Eukaryota; Fungi; Basidiomycota; Agaricomycetes; Polyporales; Polyporaceae. The transcript is spliced from 6 exons. The coding region runs from base 31 to 1380 and encodes 449 amino acids. The record is from RefSeq and is a predicted model, not a curated record. Gene Ontology annotation, molecular function: DNA binding.